Messenger RNA from Myxozyma melibiosi, 2061 nucleotides. RefSeq lists its product as uncharacterized. The record is from RefSeq and is a predicted model, not a curated record. The coding region runs from base 211 to 1794 and encodes 527 amino acids. NCBI's taxonomy places the organism in Eukaryota, Fungi, Ascomycota, Lipomycetes, Lipomycetales, Lipomycetaceae. The transcript has 3 exons.
UCAUCAGUCUGUCGCGUUCUCAAGACAUAAGAUGCGUCUAGCGGUUUAUGGUGCUGUACGUAGUCUUCCCUGUUGCGUCCUGAGGUUGAGUCUUGAGGUUGAGUCUCGAGGAAUUGGCGUGUGGUGGUGGUAUCUGGAUAUCAAUCUGAUCUCCCCGGAUAUAACCACAUCGCAAACAAGCAGAGCGGAUUGCUAACUACUAUCUUUCGUAUGCAGACCAGCACGGUUCUCGCGAUCGGAAUCGUGCUGUCGGCGUUCCAGCAGCGCCCUAAUUUCUACUCCGCGUGCGUCUACCUCGCGCAGAGCAACGCAUGUCUAAUGAUCCUCGCAAACAUGGGCGUCUUUGUCGCAGUCUUAAUUGGCCGGAUUUUACAAACGAUUUUGUUUGGCAGGCUACGCGUGAUCGAGGUCGAGCAUCUGUAUGAGAAAACCUGGUAUGCCGUCACCGAGACGUGUCUGGCGAUGACGAUCUUCAGAGACGACUUUGACGCGCUGUUUCUGUUUAUGUUUGUCACGUUGCUGUUUCUUAAGAUUUUUCACUGGCUUGUUGCUGAUCGUGUUGAAUACAUGGAACAAGUAACCCCCUCCUCCCCAAUCCUCUUCCACCUCCGCGUCUCAAUCACGCUCUUCCUGCUCAAAGUCGUCGACUUCAAACUCAUCUGCUACGCGCUCGACGACAUCUCCUCCCGCGGGCCAAACAUGAUGGUCAUGUUUGCGUUCGAAUUCGCAAUCCUCUCUACCUCCGCCAUGGCUACCACCGGCCGGUACAUUCUCUCGCUGAUCGAGCUGCGGAUCGUGUCGAAGGCCGCCGCCGCUGCUGCCGCUGCUGCUGCCGCUGCUGCUGCGAGUCACGCCGCGCCCGAAGACGAGGACGAGGACGACGAAUUCGGGUUUGAGAUUGAAGAAGGCGAAGUCGACGGCUGGGAACGCAAGGGCGAGUUCAUGUUCUACCUCGACCUGCUAACCGACCUCGUCAAACUCUUCAUCUACCUCCCGUUCUUCAUCCUCGUCGUGACCGUCUACGGCCUCCCCUUGCACAUCGUCCGCGACCUCUACCUGACCACGCGCUCGUUCGUCGGCCGGAUCCGCGACUUUAUGCGCUACAGACAGGCUACCUCGCAGAUGAACAACCGGUACCCGGACGCUACGGCUGAAGACGUCGAGCGCGAAACUACAUGCAUCAUCUGUCGCGAGGAAAUGGUCGUCGUCGCUGACCCGCCUUCGUCUCCGACCGAUACCAGCAGCAGCAACACUGCCCACCGCAGACGCAGAGUCCAGCAUGAGCGCAUGCGGCCGAAGAAAUUACCCUGCGGACAUGUCCUCCACUUUGGAUGUCUGCGAAGCUGGCUUGAACGUCAGCAACGGUGUCCAACAUGCCGUCGUCCCGUGCUCGACUCUGCAACUCCCACCCCAGCAGCAGCCGCUCCACAACCGCAGCAACCGCAGCAACCGCAGCAGCAACAGCAACAGCAGCAGCAAGCAGAUGCGCAACAAGUCCCAGCGGUCCCGCCCUACGACCUACGUGACCUCUUCCCCCCACAAGCCGGCACAAUCCCCCUCCCAUCUCGCACCCCACCCACCCCCUACGACCCCCAAAACGCCCAUUCCCCCCUCAACCCCCCACCACCACCACCACCCCCUCACCCACCCCCGCCGCCGCGAUCGCCCUCCCAGAGACCUUCGUCCUCCCCCAAGGCUGGGCGUUACUCCCGAUGCGGCAGUACCGCAACGGCCUGCAGCAGCUGCAGAUCAGGGAUAACGUCUGGAUCACGCUGUCGACGCUGCAGUACGUGAUUCCGCUCGGGAACGGCGUGCUCGGGGUGCCGCCUGUGGAUCCGCUUGCGAGUUUUGGGGUGCCGGUGACGACUGUCGUUGAUUCUUCUUCUUCUGAGUCUUCUUCUUCUUCUGAGUCUGAGUCGGCGUUAUCGAAUCAGACAGAGACACAACCACCCACCACAUCCAGCUCCACCGAUCCCGCGCCUCCUCCUCCGCCCACCAAAAUCCCCACGCAGACCACCCAUCAACCAACACUUGAAGACGCACCCGAAGAAGAAGAGGAGG